This is a messenger RNA of Salvelinus sp. IW2-2015, 4238 nucleotides long. RefSeq names its product mitogen-activated protein kinase kinase kinase kinase 2. Gene Ontology annotation, cellular component: cytoplasm. Lineage: Eukaryota; Metazoa; Chordata; Actinopteri; Salmoniformes; Salmonidae. The record is from RefSeq and is a predicted model, not a curated record. Gene Ontology annotation, biological process: protein phosphorylation; intracellular signal transduction. Gene Ontology annotation, molecular function: ATP binding; MAP kinase kinase kinase kinase activity.
UACUACCCCGUUGGGCAUGUGMGUGCAAGCGAGAUGUUUUUAUGAAAUUGAAAGAAAAAAAACUUUAAACAAAACAAUAACCAAACUGCUGUACAAUUACUCUUUUUUGACAGGGCUUCAUUUCAAUGAAAAAACUCAAACGCGGAUUAUUUUCUUCAUUCAGGAGCAACAACAAUACCUUAUUAUUUACAUAAAUGCCAUGGCACUGGUAGGCUGCCGUUCACUGAGCAUAACAAGGCUGUCGACUUUGCUGCCAUUUUUUUAUUUAAAAAAAAAAGUUUUUUUUGCCUCUGAUGGUUUGUUGCUGAGGAAGUGCAGACAUUUGGACAGGAAUCAACAUUAGUCGCAAGACAGCGCGAGUCGAGGCAGACAUUGCUGCGAUGGAGGCAAUUGGUGUCUCCUACUCGAACCCGUUGGAGGACUACGAGUUGAUUCACCGAAUCGGGAGUGGUACAUACGGAGAUGUAUUUAAGGCCCGAGACAUCAAGACGUCUGUGGUAUCUGCAAUCAAAGUUGUAAAACUAGAUCCCGGUGACGACAUCUCAUCUAUCCAGCAGGAGAUCACCAUGAUUAAAGAAUGCAACCACAAGAACAUUGUGGCCUAUUUCGGCAGCUACCUCAGAAAUAGCAAGCUGUGGAUCUGCAUGGAGUACUGCGGAGGAGGUUCCCUGCAGGAUAUUUAUCAUGCUACUGGCCCCCUGAAUGAGAGGCAGAUUGCAUAUGUGUGCAGGGAAACACUCCAGGGACUGCAUCACUUACAUGAGACUGGGAAAAUGCACAGAGACAUAAAAGGAGCCAACGUUCUUCUAACAUCGCGAGGAGAUGUCAAACUGGCGGAUUUUGGCGUUGCAGCUGAGAUCAAUGCUUCUGUUGCCAAGAGGAAGUCCUUCAUAGGCACGCCUUACUGGAUGGCACCCGAGGUGGCAGCAGUGGAGAAGAAAGGCGGGUACAACCAGCUAUGUGACAUCUGGGCAGUGGGCAUCACCGCUAUCGAGCUGGCAGAGCUUCAGCCUCCAAUGUUUGACCUGCACCCAAUGAGGGCCUUGAUGGUGAUGUCAAAGAGCAGCUUCCAGCCUCCCAAACUGAAGGACAAGUCCAAAUGGUCCGUUGACUUUCACAGCUUUGUGAAAGUAUCCCUCACCAAGAACCCUCGCAAAAGGCCCACUGCAGAGAAGUCGCUACAGCACCCCUUUGUGAGUCAGCGGCUGACCAGGACCCUGGCCAUUGAACUGCUGGACAUGGCCAGCAACCCCGUUCUGCAAACCUCACACACUAUGGAUGAGAGUGAUCUUGAGACAUGCAGUGCAUUCCCUGAUCAGAUCCAGUCCUUAGGGAAACCCCUGUCGGUCCAGAGGACUCAGUCUGAGGAGCAGUUUGAUCUGCUAAAAUUUGGCCCUCCCAUGAGGAAGGAGACUGACCCCUCUCCUGACCUGGGAUCAUAUGACGAAUGGARCAUUACAGAUGAUGAAAAUAACUCCUCGAGUCUACUGGAGUGUGUUGAGGAAGCAUUGCUUGAAAGGAGGUUAACCGUCAAGAGAGCGCCCUCUGCUGAGCACUCUAAUGAAGAAGAUGAUGAUGAUGAUGGUGAUAUGGAUAAAUGUGGCACAGUGAAGAGGAGUCCUGCCCCAAGGCAUACCAUCCCCCAGUCCACUGACACUACUAGCGCCAUAGAAUGCACUGGCAAUUGUGACUCCACCCCUCCCACUGUCACUCCUCCAUUCACAGACCCCACCCUGUCUGACCCCUCUCUCUUCAACUGCUCCUCUCCCUCUGAAGAAAAGGCUCAAAUCCAUCAUCCUGAGACACUAUACUGCACUGAAGGGUCGGGACAGACUGCCGCCAAGGCCCAGCAGCCCCCACUGUCUCCAGAAUGGAGCACACUCAGGAGGAAAACUGAGGACUCGAGAGGUGAUUGCCAUGGACUUCCACCCACACCCAAAGUCCAUAUGGGGGCCUGUUUUUCCAAGGUGUUUAAUGGCUGUCCAUUAAAUAUCCACUGUGCUGUCACAUGGGUUCUGCCAAAGACUAAAGAUCAACACCUCAUCCUGGGGACAGAGGAGGGCAUCUACACCCUGAACCUCAAUGAGCUCCAUGAGGACACAAUGGAGAAGUUAUUACCCCAGAGGUGCAGCUGGCUGUAUGUCAUGAACAAUGUGCUAAUGUCUAUCUCAGGGAAAUCAUCGCAGCUGUGCUCCCAGAGGCUGACCACCCUGUUUGAUCAGCGCAGACACCUGCCGAAGAGGCAGGGCCACCUGUCCAUCAACACCCACCGCCUCACAGAGAGGAUCAACUCAAGAAAGUUUUCUGUGUCUGGAAAAAUACCAGACACCAAAGGCUGUCGACGCUGCAGCGUUGUGCGUAACCCGUACACUGACAGCACAUUUUUGUGUGCUGUUGUACCAACUGGCCUUGUCCUACUGCUGUGGUACGAGCCCCUGCAGAAGUUCAUGCAACUCAAGCAUAUCGCUGUGAGUCUCCCAGAAACCCUCCCCAUCUUUGAACUGCUUGUCCUGGAGAAAGAGGAGUUGCCACAGGUGUGUGUGGGUGUGAGCAGGUUACAGGCCCCUGUCAAGACCUGUGAGCAGGUCCACUUUGACAUCAUCCACUUGAAUGACACACCCAGAGCCCAGACAGGUAGUCAAUCUCUGAAGGUGAUGCAGGUAACUCAGCUGGACAGAGACACGGUACUGAUCACUCUGGAGAACACUGUGAAAAUUGUGAAUCUGAAUGGAAAUCCAUGCGAAGGGAGGACCUCAAAGUUGACCUUUGACUUUUCCAUUGAGACUCUUGUAUGUUUGCAGGAUAGUGUUCUGGCCUUCUGGAAGCAUGGGCUUAAAGGUAGAAGCUUGAAUAGUGAUGAGGUUACRCAAGAGAUCACGGAUGAAAGUCGAAUAUUCAGAGUCUUGGGAACCACAAGGGACAUUAUCUUGCAGAGUACUCUCACGGACAAUCCAUCKGCCUUAAGCAACUUGUACAUCCUGACGGGGCAUGAGAGUAGCUACUGAGGAAAUCAGAGAAUGGAGGACAUUCUGUCUCGAGGAAGUACACAGCAGUCUCCUACUACUCCUAAAAGGACAAGCACAAAGUCAAUAAGGAUGGAGCAAGGAUGCYUACAAUGGCGAGUGGUUGGCCGAAAAGACAUAGCUGGGACUGUCUGAGCUUUGAUUGGAGUGGGCUUUCCUCACGGCUUCUUUKCAUCCAACUGCCAAAUGGACCUGUGAAUAUCAGUGGUUCAAAACAGUACCAGUGGCCUAGGCUACAUAAAAAUCUUGGCAUUGCAGUCGCAGAUUUAAAACCACACUUGUCAUAACUCUCCUGUGACGAUCUGAAGGAUCAGGUUACAGUGGGUCUGCGCUACAGCGUGCCCCCUCUCGUAGAGCGGGAAGUCGGCUGUKUUUUUAUGGCGUUUAUAAAAUACGCUGCCUCUAUGCUCUGUAGUGUUCGAUCUUGGAAUGUAAACUGUGGAACACUGAGAGACCCUUGGACAUCAAGUGUGAAUAAUUAAACAAUAUUUUUGAGAAUGUGGUCUGUGGACACUUAAGGGACAGUCGUGACAAGUGUGUUUCAUUUGGUGAUCUCAUGAAGGACAGGAAACCCUCUACUGUGUCUUUUGGUUGUGUACACUUCUUAAUUAUGGAGUCUACAUCUAAAUAUUGUGAAAUGUUUGUGAUUAAACAUGAAACUAUUUGUGAAAAGAUGUAAUGUUAACCUUCUAAAUGAGAAAAUAUGGGUUUUCAUAUAAAGUUAACCAAAUCAGUGGCCACGCCCACAUGAGCGUAGACAUUACGUCGGCGUCAUGGACCGCCCUUUUCUCAGACGUGUAUAAAAUCUACUCCUGACUAAAUUUACAUUAGACUAGAAAACAUGGAGCUGAUGCUACAUGUUGAAAUGGUUAAGAACUACAACUCUAUAGGCCCAGGAGACCAGACAGCGUGGAGUGUUGGCUACACGGGUGAAAAUGGUUCAACUCUGAGACUAUCGAUCACUACAGAAUAAGAGCAAAUCCUAGACGUAGAAUUACUAGUCUCCAGCUGGAAAUUAYGUAAAUCUAGUACGAGAAUAACGACAACCGCGGAAGCAUCUAUUCUAUGCAACGGCCAUCUGUACGCCUGACGUAUCCAUUACAACAGACACUAUCCAGAGCCGCUGAGAAAGCUACAACCGCGAAAGACAUUGUGACUUCUGUGGACGUUAACCAGAGACUCUGAUGAACUGACUCUCCAGCAGACGGACCGGAU